AAGAAAAUAAUCUUUUUUUUUUAAAUAAAAAUUAAUUUUUUUUGUUGUAUAAUAAAACCUUUUUAUUUUUAUACACUUUAAUGUUGUAGUGCAUUUUUUUGUGACAGUUUAUUUUUUUUUUAUUUAUUGUAUAUUUGACAAAGGUUAAAUGACAACAAAUGUGACACACGUGUUUAAAUAUACACUUUUGAUGUUUACAAACAGAACAAAUGAAUUCAUCUAAUUAUUUUCUUUUUGAAAAUAAAUUUAUAGUUUUUAAAUUAAAAUGUUCAUUAUUAAUUAAUGACUUUUUUAUUUGAAUAAAAAGAAAAUAUGGGCAUUUCAUCUAAUAUUUGGCCUUACACGAGAUUUCUUAUUUUUCUAUUUUUGACGUUUCUUAAUUUUCUAAUCUUUUCCUUUUACUCUAUAAUUAAUUAUCUAUUUGAAAAAUUAUACUUUUCAAAAUGUAUUUUUAAACAAAAAAAUGUUGAAAAUCGAGUUGAAGUUUUACAUUGUAGUAAAUAUUUUUUGGUUGUUAAUAAACCCUAUGAUAUGGUAAUAAAUAGCAACGAUCCAAAUAUUAAGAGUACGCUUCAAAUAAAAUUAGGGAAAAUGUUUCCAAAUCUUGUGAAUCCGAGUCUUCGUCAUGAAUUUUAUUUUGUGCAUAGAUUAGAUUAUGCCACCAGUGGUGUUAUUUGCAUUGCAUUAAAUAAAUCAUCGGCUCAAGCUGCGUCAAAUGCUUUUGAAAAAAGAAAAGUAAAAAAAUAUUAUUUGGCGCUUGUUCAUGGUCAUAUUCAUAAAUCACACAUGAUUAUAUCAAAGCCAAUAGGUCAUGAUAUAAGGGAAAUGAGCGAAAGUCGAAAAAUGUGUACCAGUGAUAGUAAUUUUUGUUAUAAGCCAAGAGAUUCGUCAACUGGAAUUUUGAUACUUGAACUUGGAUUUUUUAAUAAUAAACCAGCGACCAAAAUUUUAUUGUAUCCAAAAACGGGUCGUCGACAUCAAUUACGUGUUCAUUGUUUUUGCAUUGGACACACGAUAAUUGGUGAUUAUACUUAUAGUGGAAAACAGGAUACCGAGCCUCAUAGAACAUUUCUACAUGCCUUAAGAAUAAUUCUUUUCACUGAUGUUGAAAAUUUGGAUGUAAAAACAGCCGAUCCGUUUGAUAUUUCAAUAUCUCAAAAUAAAUGGAAAUUAUCAAAAAUUGUUCGAACUUUAGACGAAAGUGCAUUUACUGACAUUAGUGAAUUAGUGCAAUCAGACGUUAAUAAUUAAAGAAAAAAAAACAAUUUUUUUUUUAUAUAUUAUAUGACGUAUGCAUGUACAUUUUUAAUAAUAAAUUAAAAUUAAUAUUAUUAAUAAAUAAUAAAUUAAUUUUCAAAUAAUAAUAAUAAA
Leptopilina boulardi is the source of this 1371-nucleotide messenger RNA. Its product is annotated as RNA pseudouridylate synthase domain-containing protein 1-like. Bases 313 to 1251 code for a protein of 312 amino acids. The transcript has 4 exons. The record is from RefSeq and is a predicted model, not a curated record. Lineage: Eukaryota; Metazoa; Arthropoda; Insecta; Hymenoptera; Figitidae. Gene Ontology annotation, biological process: pseudouridine synthesis. Gene Ontology annotation, molecular function: pseudouridine synthase activity; RNA binding.